AUGGCGUCCAUGAUGGGAGGAGACUUUGUGGAGGCCUACGUGCUCAAGAACGCCUACAAGGAGAAGCUGAGGCGCAUGGACCAAGCCGAAGCGGCGGCGGCGGCGCUCGACGGCGCGAAGAGCAGGAAGGACAUGGAGGCCGCCGGCGCCGCUGGAGAGAAUAAGGCUGCUGUUGGUGGUGGUGCGAGCAGCAGGGGAGGCUUCUUUGGCCUCAUCAAGAAGAAGGUGCACCCCAAACCCAAAGCAGCGGCGGCUACUUCCUCUUGA
Molecule: messenger RNA, 267 nt
Organism: Triticum turgidum subsp. durum (durum wheat)
Lineage: Eukaryota; Viridiplantae; Streptophyta; Magnoliopsida; Poales; Poaceae
Source: the annotation of a GenBank genome assembly